Poecilia reticulata (guppy) is the source of this 1350-nucleotide messenger RNA. The record is from RefSeq and is a predicted model, not a curated record. Lineage: Eukaryota; Metazoa; Chordata; Actinopteri; Cyprinodontiformes; Poeciliidae.
UUUCACGGCUUUUAAAUCGCUGAAUUUGAGAAGACGCAACAGAGUUGAACAUAUAUAUAUCUAAACUCAGAACAGGAGUAAAAAUACGAAGCUGUCAGCGCUCGUUUUUUGCUGUAAAUGCAGUUUCGCAGCUCGCUCCCGUAAAGCUUUCAUUGUUGACGUUGUUUUGUUGUACUGCGUUUUACGCAAUAGGACGUCUGAGCCAUUUAACUCGACCUAGUCAUUGUUUCACCUUCCGAAAAUUACUCUCGACCUGAGUUAGUCUGCCUCAGUUCCGACUGUAACGCCUUUGUUCUUCUUUUUUUUUUAUCGACGUGACAGUGUUUCACUGUACUUUCCUUUGAAGUUGUACAAAACGUAAAGACUUCGACAUUUUUUUUUUUUGACAACGGGCAGCAUUCCAUCAUUCUGCUCGCCUAAAUACCUUUAUCCGAGUUUAUUACAUUGGUUUCCACUUGUUACUUAAAGUGUAUAUUCUUCGUCCUUCUCUGUACUGAAUGAAUGGACUUUAAAUGCGCAUGCGUGCUGGACCUGGACGUUUAUAAACAAGGCAUCGUCAUAGGACAAUAGUGAUGUAAUAGUUACAUUAUGGUUUGGGAGGUGAAAAAUCCACCUCUUCCAUCAAGCGACUCCCAUGAUUGCAACAUGCAACAGGUUGACCAUCAGACUCAAUACACAGGAAGAAUGAGCGCUGACGGGGCCCAGGCUCAUGAUCCGCUACACUGUGACGAACACUUCCUCUCCUCCCCCGGCAUCCCCACCAGCGACAGCUUCAUGGAAUAUGACGACCUGCCAGACCUCCAGGAGGUUCGGGAGGAACUAACGGCGGCGCCCGUUUACCAGGUGGAGCUUGGUGUGUCGCACCAGGAGCGGCCUCAGCCUCCAGAGACGCUCUGGCUCACACAGCUGGCUCACAUCGCCACGGGGCCCCAGAGCCCGCUUCUACAGGACCUGCCUCACAGCAGCUCCUCUGCAGUCUGCAUCCCCGGCACCAGCAGUGAUCUACACUCCUACGCCCGUCCUCCACCUACUCUCCCGAUCAGCUCGUCGCCCUCUAGAGUUCACAGCAGGGAGCGACAUCGCAGCAGGACGAGCAGUGAGUGUGGCUCUGCCGUAUCAACCAGGUCCUCCCUGUCUGAUGAUGAGGACAUGGGCUGGAGUUUCUCCUGUCCACCCACAGUCUGGCACUGCUUUCUAAAAGGUAGAUCUGUGAGCAGAACAAUCCUGGAGGGAAGGGUGUGAUCUUCAAAAAGGAUUUAAAGCUUAACCCAAGGAAGUUGGGACUGAAAAUGUCUGGAGUUAGGAAAAAGUAAUUAGGUAUUAAUGAGGAAAAAUGACUAUUUUUAGUGU